Molecule: messenger RNA, 867 nt
Organism: Candoia aspera
Lineage: Eukaryota; Metazoa; Chordata; Lepidosauria; Squamata; Candoiidae
Gene: CIDEB
Product: cell death inducing DFFA like effector b
Exons: 5
Coding region: 90-755 (221 amino acids)
Biological process (GO): regulation of apoptotic process; apoptotic process
Source: RefSeq, a predicted model, not a curated record
CCCUUUGCAACUCAAGACAAAAAAAACUGAGGAAGCCAGGAAAGAGGAAGGUCUUCAAGCCAGGAGCCCAUCAGCCCGCCUUGGGCACCAUGGAGCUCAUCAAUGCCUUGGUCCCCUCGGCUUUGCUGAAGUCGGUCUCCAACGCAGGCUCAGAAAUCUCCCGGCGGGUCUGGACGCCAGGCCCUCGACCCCAACGGCCCUUCCGAGUGUGCGAUCACAAACGCAACGUCCGCAAAGGCUUAAUGGCAGGCACGUUGGAAGAGUUACUCUGCAAGGCGAGAGAGACCCUCUUCCUUUCCAGCGUUGUUUCCUUGAUGCUGGAAGAAGACGGCACCCUGGUUGAGACGGAGGAAUUCUUCCAAGUCCUGGGUGACAACACUGCCUUGAUGGUGCUAGAGAAAGGGCAGAAAUGGAGUCCCAGCAAGAACACCAGCUGGUCGUACGCCCUGAGCCGCGACAAGCCUCGAAACAGCCGGGAUAUCGCCCGCAUCACGUUCGACAUUUACAAGCUCAACCCGUGGGACCUUUUCGGCAGCCUGAACAUCUCGGCCACCUUCUAUGGGCUCUACUCAAUGAGCUGCGACUUCAAAUGCCUGGGACCCAAGAAGGUCUUGCGGGAGAUCCUGCGGGUGGCCUCCGCCGUCAUGCAAGGCUUCGGGCACCUUCUCUUGGGGGCCUCCCACUACAUCCGCCGGCUCCUGGAAGGGGGCGACAGCUGGCACUCACAAGUCAAGAUAACCAACUGUCACGAUUGAUGCCUCCUUCCCUGAAAAUGCUGGAGAACCUUCCUGCUUCAAACUAGUCCUAGUCCCGCUUGAUUUGGGACUCAGAUUUAAAGGGUAUUUAAACAGAGAAUAGAGAUCCUGA